Messenger RNA from Mucor velutinosus, 1857 nucleotides. RefSeq lists its product as uncharacterized. The record is from RefSeq and is a predicted model, not a curated record. Gene Ontology annotation, molecular function: zinc ion binding; nucleic acid binding. NCBI's taxonomy places the organism in Eukaryota, Fungi, Mucoromycota, Mucoromycetes, Mucorales, Mucoraceae. The coding region runs from base 1 to 1857 and encodes 618 amino acids. The transcript is spliced from 4 exons.
AUGUCAUCGCAAUACCCACUCCCUGAGUUGUGGACUCACGUCGUCCGCAACAAUAAGAAGGGCAAACAGAAGCAACAACAACAGAACGUCUCGUUCAACCCUACUCUGAUCACCCCUCCAGUUUCGCCUGCAGAUUCAAGCCAGAACGUUUCUGCAGCAAACUCAACUCCAGCACCUAUUGCUAUGGUACGCCCAUUCAUGAAAGGAGUAGAAGAGGAUGCCGUCUUUAUCGACUUGGCAACGGUGCAGAAUCGAAAUUUAUUAGACAAGGCUUUUGUCAAGUUUAAUGAAGAAGCGGAAAGGACAGAUAUGUAUGAAGACUUUCUUGGAUACAGAAAACAAACUCGACAAUACCUCGGCCACCACUAUUUGGAAACGCUGUGGCUUCCAACCUCUGCAGGCCGCAAGCACCUCAUCGAGAAUGGAAUCACCUUGGAGGAUGGGACCUACCUCAAAGGAUUUCCCUCUUUUCCUGAAGAUGCCAAUAUUGUCCGCGUAACGAUGGAGAAGCUUCCCUUUCUUCCAGCUGUGCAACUAAAGAAGGAAAUGGCUGAACGCUUCUCUUGCUUCGGAGAUGUCUUGGAUCAUGGAAUUUUCAAGACGGAGAAUGGGAUCUUCCAGGGGGGAAGGAAGCCUGAUCAUUGUCGUGCCGAUUGUCCAGAUUAUCACAAAUGGGCAAUUUGCUACCACUGCAACAAACAUGGCCACGUUCCGAAAAAUUGUGAUAGGAACAACGCAGAAUCGGUUCCAGCAAAGGUCCGUGCAGUUGAGAAAUCUCCUGCUAAGCCCAGGAAACAAAAGGGAGCCAAGCCCACUCCUCCAAAGAGAACCGAUUCUGAACGUCGAAGCAAACCAGUAGAAGACAAGGACCAUAUCAUGCCGGAUGCUUCUCAACCUAAUGCUGGUUCAUCCACCCCUGAAGCUUCUCAACAACAAACCAAAAUGACUGGAAACACCAUUAUGGAAGAGAACAACACGAAUAGGAAGUUGUCUGAUGCGGAUGCAUUAAACAGUGUUUCCAAGGAUGUGCGCAGAUCUCAUCCUGGAUUUGAUCCCUCAAAAGCAGAGAAGAAUGAUGCCAAACGCAUGUCUGGUGAUGAUACGGAUACGAUUGUUAGGAAUUUGACUCCACCUGCACCUUCAGAAUAUGAUAUACUGGUGUUACAAGAAACUCAUGCUACCAACACAUUAUCAAUAGAUAUACUCAACAAUCAUUUUAACAGCAAAUCAAGUCUCUGGACACAACAUUGCGGCAUCAUAGCACUCAACAAACAUUAUACAAUCAAUCUUAUAUUGGAAGGCAUUGAUGGGGGACGCUACAUUCUGGCUUCUGUUCACCAUACUCGAGAUAUACAGGAUUCUACGACUACUACACCAAUUGCAACUAUUCUCAACAUUUACGGUCGGGCGUCACUUUCUUCGUAUCGAUCAGCAUUAUAUACAGAGCUCCUGGGCAUUCCUAUUGUCCAGGAAACAAUUACAAACAUACUAUCCCCUACCUUCAUCAUGGGGGAUUUUAACUACCAGUACAAAGAUCGCAGACUGGAUGAAACACUGGCUUGUGCCCCUAAGGAAUGUACGGAUCUUUUAGAUGACUACUAUAUUGAUAUAUUUGGUGAUGACAAGCAGAUGACUUGGCAUAGCGGGAGGUCCUUGGCCAUCUUGGAUUAUGUGUUUUGCAGCACAAAUGCACAUCACCAAAUUACUAGCUUCAACCAACAAUAUCUUUCUCAGGAAUGGACGGAUCAUGAACUACUAGGCUUUUCCUUCCAAUACCAGGACAUUAAUGGGCGUGGACCUGGCAGCUGGAAGGCCAACCCGUUCUUGGCCCGUAACCAACAAUUCCGCAAGGCGUAG